Molecule: messenger RNA, 1284 nt
Organism: Penicillium brevicompactum
Lineage: Eukaryota; Fungi; Ascomycota; Eurotiomycetes; Eurotiales; Aspergillaceae
Product: DUF3500 domain-containing protein
Exons: 2
Coding region: 1-1284 (427 amino acids)
Source: RefSeq, a predicted model, not a curated record
AUGACAAAUAAAUUAGAGAAGCCCACUGGAGAGUUCCGCCAGUACCUGCCGGACCUCGGCCUGGAGCGUUUCCAGGUGAUGUGCCAGCAGGAUGCCCACGAGUACGCGCACGCUUUCAAGACUGGGCACCAGCCGCCAUGGCUCCAUGCACUGUACAUGCAUUGGCUAGAGCUAUUGCAAGAGCCAUUCAAGGGCGUCACAACGGACGGACAUGUCCGCCCCGGGCUAUUCACAUUACAAGAAGAAGACGUUCCAAUCCAGGAUAUUGUGAGCGCAACUGAAGCUGUCACAGCCUUGCUGGAUGACAAGCAGAAAGAAGCCAUCAACUACCACAUUGACUCCCCGCAAUGGCGCACAUGGUCCAACCCAGAAUUCCUGUUAGCUCACAAGGGAAUCCGACUAGACGAAGUGAGCUCGCAAAUCCGCGAUGCAGUCAUGAAUGUUCUCAAGACAACACUUUCCCCCGAGGGUUACGAAAAAGCCGUCAGCGCAAUGCGCAUCAACCAUUUCCUCGGCGAACUGGUCAACUCGCCAGCCGUCAUGAAUGAAUUCUCAUACAAUUUCGUUCUUUUCGGUCGCCCAUCCACCACGCGACCAUGGGGCUGGUCUUUCUACGGUCACCAUUUGUGUUUGAAUAUUUUCCUCUACAAGGGACAGAUCGUCGCGUCACCGUGGUUCACAGGCGCAGAACCGAACGAGAUCGAUGCGGGUCCACAUUCCGGCACGCGUAUCAUGCAACUGGAAGAAAAGCUCGGACUUCAGCUUAUGCAAUCACUGUCGGCAGAGCUCCAGUCCUCCGCGCGUGUAUUUGCUGAAAUGAAAGACCCCGCUAUGCCGCCUGGCCGCUGGAACAAGGAUGAUCAGCGCCAUCUGUGUGGUGCGUACCGAGAUAACCGUGAAGUGCCUUACGAGGGAAUCUUGGCAUCGACAUUUGAUUCUGCACAGAAGGAUCUCAUGUACGGUAUACUGGAGCAAUACCUGCUUUACCUGCCCGCAAAGUCACGGGCGAUGAAGAUCGAUCAAGUGCGCGCUCAUGAGAAGGAGACGUACUUUUGUUGGAUUGGAGGAUACGGGGAUGAAGAUCCAUUCUAUUACAGGAUUCAGAGUCCGGUGAUUCUCGUCGAGUUUGAUCAUCACUCUGGUGUAUUUUUGAAUAAUGAGGAGCCGAAGAAGUUCCACAUCCAUACCCUGCUUCGGACCCCGAAUGGCGGUGAUUAUGGUCAGGCGCUGCGUCCUUUGAUCCCCGCUGUUGAGGGUCUGAACGGAAAAGAAAUUGUCUGGUAG